Messenger RNA from Telopea speciosissima, 2932 nucleotides. RefSeq names its product DDT domain-containing protein DDB_G0282237-like. The transcript is spliced from 12 exons. The record is from RefSeq and is a predicted model, not a curated record. Bases 361 to 2529 code for a protein of 722 amino acids. NCBI's taxonomy places the organism in Eukaryota, Viridiplantae, Streptophyta, Magnoliopsida, Proteales, Proteaceae.
UCUCAGUCUGAAUCUCGAUUCCAAUACAAGUCUCGUUUAUUUUGUGUUUGUGGAUGAAUAUCCGAUUGGUGGGUUCUCGUUUGAAUGUCUUCGGGCUUAAAACGGUGCGUGUUUCAGCGAGUUUUAGGUCUGAGAACUUUUCAAUUGUUCAGCAUUGAUGCUUCGUUUCAUUGUUUUCGCUUUUUUUCUCUGUCAUACGUGACUGUUUUCUGCAUUUUUAAUUGAGUUUGAAGCUUUGUUCGAUCAGAGCGGUCGGUCGAGCUCUCAUUUGAAGCUUGUAGUCGCAAAAACAGAGUAAACUCCAAAACAAGGUCUUUCUUCUCUCUGGUCCUUUCGCAAUUGGUGUUAGACUGAAUUCAAAUGCCUCUUUUCAAAAGAAAGCCAUUUUUCCUGGUGGAACCACCCAACGAUCUGGAGCCUAAUGAGCAAGUAUUCCAAGUCCGUUUCACUAAGGAGAUAUUUCGUGAUUAUCCAACAUAUCUGCAAAAGCUAAAUCUAUAUCGUCAGAGAGUCUGGACAUGUAAAGUUACCGGGAAAACAAGCUUAACUUAUGAAGAGGCUUUGGUCUCAGAGCAACGUGCAACAGAGAAGGUUCAACAGUUUCCGAAAGAACUAAUGGAACCUGUAUUACAUAUGAUCCAAUUCAGCAUGCUCAAGUUGGGCGAUCUUGUAAAAUCAAUCUGCACAAAGUUGCAAGAACGCUUUAUGGAAGGCUUGGAAGUAAAUGGAAGAAAAGAUAAUUGUGUUUACCCAUGCAAAAUACUUAGGGUUCUGGAGGAUGUUGAAAUAGUUCAGUAUGAAGUAGGAUGGCUUAGCAAUGAUAAGAAAGUGACCGGUAGUUCAAUAGUAAAUGUGGAUGAUCUGAUAUUGAAGAAGCUGCCUUUCACUAGGAAUGUACUUAAGUCAUUUAUUAGAGAAUCCACUUCAAGAAGUUUUCCAUGGGUGGUUCAUGAUAAACUGGCAAAGAAGCAUGGAAUUUCCACUGAAACUCCAGAAGAGCUGCGAGAGAAACUCUCCACUCAGGAUGGAUGCCUGGGAAGCAAUAGACGCAGGAAAAGCAAAGAAGCUAGCAAAACUGUCUCAUAUACUAAAAAUGAGGAGGCCAACAAAGGGAAAAAACUGGGAACUGAGAACUCUGAAGGCUUGACCAUGAGAAAGAAGGCAAGGAAAGAAAUUGAAAAACCAGAGGAACCAAUUAGAUACCCAAUUGAGGAUCAUUUAGUCCAACCUGGAGCUGAUGAUCCAGUUUUCACUGAUCGCCCGUCUCCAUCAAGGGAUUUUGGUGUUCCAAUGGAAUGUGUUGGUCACCUUCUAAUGGUUUGGGACUUCUUCUCUUCAUUUGCCAGGUUGUUGAACCUGUGGCCAUUCUCCCUUGAAGAUUUUGAAAAUGCAAUUUGCCACAAGGAUAGCAAUCUUAUUCUCGUAGUGGAAUCACAUUCAGCAGUUCUUCGUUUGCUAAUGAAAGACAAUGGUGGCUACUUCAUGGUCAUAAAGGGAAAAAGGCGGAAACCAAAGAUAUCUGUAAUGAAUUGGACAGACUAUUUGUGUGACUUCUUAGAGAUGGAAGAUAUACCAGAAUUAUCCACUCAUAUAGGAACAAUAAAACAGGGUCAUUAUGGCCUUCUAGAUACUCAAGCUAAAUUGGGCAUCUUGCGGGAGCUGGUUGAUCAGGCCCUUGCAACCAAUGCUAUCAGGGAGAUGUUGGAUAAAUAUAUUGAACAACAUCAGACACUUGCAGCCACGAGGAGGGGAGAGGCCUUGGAGGAAGCUAGAAAGCGGAGAGAGGAGAAGGAACUUUUGAAAGCGCACUCUGACACCAAAGGAGUACUACAGGAUUAUACCCUGGAAAAUGGGGAACAAAUUCUGAACAUAUGUGAGAAUGGCAAUAGCAUUGGGACAAUUGGAGACAUUCCAGACAAAGAAGAUCGGAAGGAGGGGAACCAUGCAUCAGAAAACAGUGAAAGCCAUCAUGUGAACAUAGCAUCAAGGGAAGUCAAGCAACAGAAGAAUAUGAAGGUCACUCUGGAGGAUAUGCUAGUGUCAUCUAACAUGGAGGAUCACAGAAAAGAACUGCAAAGGAAGAAAGAUAAAGAGAAGGAAGCUCAGGAGAAGAAAAGUAGCGAGAAAAGGAAGGAACAUCUUGAACGAGAGAUGGAGAAAUGUUUUGUUCGCACCCACCCUUUGGGGAAAGAUAGAAAUUAUAACAGGUAUUGGUUUUUCAAGCGUGAUGGAAGGAUUUUUGUUGAGAGUUGUGACUCCAAGCUGUGGGGAUAUUACAAUGUGAAGGAAGAGCUUGAUGCAUUGAUGGGUUCACUGAAUUGUAAAGGGGAGAGGGAGAGGGCUCUUAAAAAGCAGCUUGAGAAAUAUUAUAACAGAAUAUGCCCUGCAUUGCAGAAGAGAUCUAGGGAUAUUGCUCAAAAGAUUGCAUUGGAAGAGGCUGUGGUUCGGAGGUCAACACGUGUCCGUGCCCCACCGAGGGACAGUCCAGCUUUGGCAUUCCUCCGGUAUGUCAACAAGUGGAAGGACUGACACCUGGUGCGUUUGGAAAUGGGUUAUUUCUACUAGAUUAAGUGGAUGCAAGGUAUGGGAAGUUUUCAAGUUAUGUCCUCAUUAUAUUCUUUGACGGCACUAUUUUUUGUGGAGCUUCAUGUUCCAGUAUCUUCAUGAUGGACUUGCAUUUGAUUGGAAUCUAUAUGGAAGAAUAUUCCUUACACCAUACAGCCAAGGACAGAUAGUCUGACAAACUUAAUCUCAAGACCCCAGAUAAAAUGGAGUUGGUGAAGUCUCUUGUUUUCUAGAAUUUUGGAGGUUACUUAUUGUCAGUUUUGCUGUGAUGAUAUCCCCAUUCAGUUUUGUAAAUUGAACUUGUGCAGUACCAUUAAUCCAAUUAAUGCAAUAGAUUAUACAUGAAUUAUAUGUAGAAUCUCGCAUU